This is a messenger RNA of Rasamsonia emersonii CBS 393.64, 618 nucleotides long. RefSeq lists its product as uncharacterized. The record is from RefSeq and is a predicted model, not a curated record. Bases 1 to 618 code for a protein of 205 amino acids. Lineage: Eukaryota; Fungi; Ascomycota; Eurotiomycetes; Eurotiales; Trichocomaceae. The transcript has 5 exons.
AUGGAGAACUCAUUUCCUGAUGGAAUAACCUUAAAAAAGAUGGAGGGGACUGUCAUUACGGUUAAUUCUUCUCCGUUCACACUUACUCGCCUUAUGGCUGAGAGAAUCCUGGCAAUUAUCAAGCUUUACAUACAGAUGUUUCCGAAUCCCGAUGAUGAUGUUAGCGAACAGACAAUUACCAUUGAAAUGGCAACACGUGCAUUCAACUUGGAAUGUCAGGCUCUAAGAGAAUGUUACGACCGUAAUCAUCCUUAUACACCAGAAUAUUUUGGAUCGGAAUCACUCGACCAGAAUAGGGAAUACAUUUACCCAGGAGGCUAUCUACAUGUCAUUGCCGUGUCCAAAAUGCCUGGUUCUAUUGCACCAGGGAUGGAUGACUUGACAUCAAGUGAGCAACGUCUUAUCAAGUCACAGUUGACAGAUAUUCUUGAGAGGAUGCGUACUCGAGGAUGGAUAUUUAUCUACCCUUCAUCAGAGAAUGUACUCUUUGACUGGACUUCGGCCCAGACCUACCUAGGUGGUUUGGGGGGUAUUGAAAGGGCAGACUUGGACGAUGAACCAAUUACUGAAUCAUCAGGUGUCAUUGCAGGAUUUGGAGUGAAUAUUUGGAAAUUUUAG